GUGGUUUUCCGCUCAGAUGCUCACAGAACACAAGACAAGCAUGAGGUCUCUGUGUUUGCUCGUGGCCCUGUUGGGGGCGGCCGCUGCGCAAGUCGGCAAAGAAUGUGCUCCGCGGAACUUUGGCUUCGACAGUGUGGCAUGUGUCUGUAAUGCCACCUACUGUGAUGAGAUGGGCGAUGUUGCCUUCCCGGACAGUGGCUUUUUCACCGUCAUCACUUCCUCGCGAGAUGGACUGAGGUUCAGCCCGGAGACGUUGGCUGUGCAGGAUGCUCCGGCAGCUGACUCCGUGGUGGUGAGGAUGGACCACAACAAGGAGUUCCAGACCAUGAUGGGCUUCGGAGGCGCUUUCACGGACUCCGCCGGCCUCAACAUCGUCAAGCUCUCUGAGGCCGCGCAGGAAAACGUGAUGAGGGCCUACUUCUCCCCCGAGGGCAUCGAGUACACCCUGUGCCGCAUCCCGAUCGCCGGCAGCGACUUCUCCGUCCGCCCUUACUCCUAUGACGACGUCGAAGGCGAUGUCGCGCUCGAACACUUCGCGCUCGCCGAGGAGGACGACCUCUAUAAGAUCCCCCUCAUCCUCAGGGCGCAGGAGCUGACCCGCCGGCCCCUCCAGCUCUUCGGGUCGCCCUGGUCCCCCCCCGCCUGGAUGAAGACCAACGGCAAGUUCAACGAGUCAGGGGAACUGAUGAAGGAGUUCUGGCAGCCAUACUCGGACUAUUUUGUCAAGUUCGUCGAGGCGUAUGAGGCCGCGGGCAUUCCGAUGUGGGGUCUUACCACGCAGAACGAGCCCCUCAGUGGCUUCGAUGACAACUGGGGCUGGAACACCUGUGGCUGGACGGCAGAGGACAUGCGCGACUGGAUCAAGGCGAACCUGGGACCUACUCUGGAAGCUGCUGGGAUGAGGCGUCUGGUGUUGAUGAUCGACGACUUCAACAGGGAUACUCUGCCCUGGUACCCCAAGCCGAUGCUGGAAGACCCCGCCUCCGCCCAGUACAUCGACGGAACGGCCGUGCACUGGUACUCUGAUCAGUGGGUCGGCCCCUCGGUCAUGGACGAGACGCAGAUGCUCUUCCCGGACAAGUUCCUGCUCUACACCGAGGCUUGUGAAGGUAAAGGCUUCUUUCCAACCCAUCCAUUUCUCAUUCCUCUUUCACAAAUGUCAUUUCUCUUUCAGAACAUUAACCACUUCUCGACCGGCUGGGUUGACUGGAACAUGGCGCUGGACAUGGCGGGCGGACCGAACUGGGCUGAUAAUUACGUAGAUUCCCCGAUUAUCAUCAAUCCUGACGCGGACGAGUUCUACAAGCAGCCCAGCUUCUACGCCAUGGGCCACUUCAGCAAGUUCAUAUUCCCUGGAGCCAAGAGGGUGUUCUCCACCACGGUGUCUGAGGAGGACGUCGAGGUGGUGGCCUUCCACGAAACAUCGGGGAGGAACGUCUUGGUCUUGCAUAACAGAGGUGAGGAAGCGAAGGACCUUUCAGUCACAGACGAAUCCGGAAUUUACCUCAACUUCCCCAUUCCAGCCAAGGCUCUUCAGACCGUUCUCUUUUAACAAGCGAAGAAUCAAGGAGUGACUUAACUAAUUAGAUAACUUUGCACUAUAGUUGACGGAAAUCAUACUGUGGAUAAAGUCACUCAAAUGGAGUAAUCUCUUUAUUAUGUAUGAGUGCGGAUGAAUCAAUUUAUUUAAAAGCUACGUACAUAAUCAGGGAAAUAGAAUAUGACAUUAUUUGAAGAGAAAUGGGAAAAUGGUGCUGACAAAUGGCGCGCGAACGAGGAACAUUUUGAAAUAUUUAAGACUGACAGAAACAAGAAAUUAUAAUAAAUACAGGUUGAAUAUA
Penaeus indicus is the source of this 1841-nucleotide messenger RNA. Its product is annotated as lysosomal acid glucosylceramidase-like. NCBI's taxonomy places the organism in Eukaryota, Metazoa, Arthropoda, Malacostraca, Decapoda, Penaeidae. Gene Ontology annotation, molecular function: glucosylceramidase activity. The transcript is spliced from 11 exons. Gene Ontology annotation, biological process: glucosylceramide catabolic process. The coding region runs from base 17 to 1552 and encodes 511 amino acids. The record is from RefSeq and is a predicted model, not a curated record.